Protobothrops mucrosquamatus (brown spotted pit viper) is the source of this 1743-nucleotide messenger RNA. RefSeq names its product leucine-rich repeat-containing protein 15-like. The transcript has a single exon. The record is from RefSeq and is a predicted model, not a curated record. Bases 1 to 1743 code for a protein of 580 amino acids. Lineage: Eukaryota; Metazoa; Chordata; Lepidosauria; Squamata; Viperidae. Gene Ontology annotation, molecular function: protein binding.
AUGGCCCUCCGCGCCGCCCUGCUCCUCAGCUUCCUGCCGUCGGUCUUGGCGGGCGGCGGCUGCCCCCGCGAGUGCUCCUGCUCCCGGACGGCCCAGGUGGAGUGCUCGGGCGCCGAGGUCACGGAGAUGCCCGCGCCGCUGCCCGGCCACGCCAUGAGCCUGCAGGUGGUCAACACGCGCCUGGCCGCUCUGGGCCCCGCGGCCUUCGGCAACGCCUCGCAGCUGCUCGCCCUGCGGAUGGAGAAGAACCUGCUGGAGCGGCUCAGUCCGCGCGUCUUCCGGCCCCUGGCGGCGCUGCGCUACCUCAGCCUGGCCAGCAACCGGCUGCAGGAGCUGCCGCCCGACGUCUUCCGGCCGCUGGCCCGGCUCGAGGCGCUGCUGCUGUCGGGGAACCAGCUGCGCCGCAUCCAGCCGGCCCACUUCGCCGGGCUGGGCGCCCUCAAGGAGCUGCAGCUGCACGGCAACCGCCUGCAGGCCGUGCCCCCGGGCGCCUUCGACCAGCUGCCCAACCUGGCCCGCCUCAACCUGGCCCGCAACCAGCUGGUGCGCCUGCCGCCCCGCCUCUUCACGCCGCUGGCGCGCCUGCAGGUGCUGCGCCUCUACGAGAACCAGCUGGCCGAGCUGGCGCCGCGCGCCUUCGACGGGCUGGGCGAGCUGCAGGAACUGGCCCUCUACCAGAACCGGCUCCGCCAGCUCCCCGCCGGCCUCUUCGCCGGCCCGCGCAGGCUGCAGAAGCUGCUGCUGUCCGGCAACCUCCUGGAGGCGCUGCCCGAGGGGCUCCUGUUGGGCCUGCCCGAGCUCUCGCGGCUCUCGCUCUUCGGAAACGCCCUGCGCCAGCUGCGCCCCGGCACCUUCGGCCCGAUGCCCCAACUGCGGGAGCUCCGGCUGGCCGACAACCAGCUGGCCUCGCUGCCCGGCCGCGCCCUGGCCAACCUCACCGCGCUGCAGGUGCUGGUCCUGAGCAGGAACCGACUCGGCUCGCUGGCGCCCACCGCCUUCGCCGGCCUGGAGGGCCUCGAGGAGCUCGCCCUGCACUCCAACCGGCUGGCCACGCUGGACGGGGAGCUCUUGCGCGGCCUGGGCUCGCUGCGCAACCUCUCCGUGCACAGCAACCGGCUGGCCGCCUUGCCCGCGCACCUCUUCCAGGGGACCCCCGGCCUGCGUGCCCUUCAGCUGCAGAACAACUCGCUGGAGGAGCUUCCCGCAGGCAUCUUCGACGGGCUGCUGGAGCUGCGCGACCUCCAACUGCACGACAACCCCUGGCGCUGCGACCCCGCCCUGCGGUCGCUCCGGCGCUGGCUGCGGGAGAGCAGGGCCACCCUCGGCAGAGAAAGCCGCCAUCCCCGCUGCGCCGCGCCGCCUGGGCAGUUGGGCCGGUCCCUGCUGGAACCGGAGACCACCACCACCGGUCCCGGGACCUCCGCACUGCCGGAGGGCUGGGGAACCGUCUGGAGCCGCAAGGAGGCCCCUUCGGAGCAUCAGCCGACGUCGGAGACGCUGUCGCCCGGACGCUGGCAGCCGCCGCUGGAUAGCGAGUCGGGCAGCGCAGAGAUCGCGCGGGAGUUCCCGGAGGAGCUCCCCGAAGCGGGCCGAGGGGGAGGCGGGAUUUGGGGCCUGACUCGCACGCAGACGGGGGUCGUGGUCACCUGCCUCGUGGUGGCCUCCGCCUUGCUCCUAGGGAUGGUGCUGGCGGUGGGCCUCUACGGCUCCAGGCGGAAGCGCUCCGUCCGGGCUAAAGCCUAA